AUGGCUGCUGUUGCCAGCGCAACCAGCUUUCGUGUUGCUUCCGCGCCAGUGGACCGUCACUUGACAGCUGAGCAACAAUACCGCGCCGAGAAAUAUGUCGGUCUUCUCUAUCGGGGCGCAGCCCAAGAGCAAGGACCCACCCGGCGCCUCAAGGAAGAAGGCGAAAACGACGUUGUCGCUGCGGGUGCUGCUCCAGAAGAAGAAAACCGCCACCUGGCAGCCCAGCAAGACAAGGAGAGCGAAGUUCGUGGAGCUACUCGCCCGCAGCGCCGCCUCAGUUUCCAUGAUGCUGCCGCGCCAGUGGACCGUCACUUGGCAGCUGAGCAAAGAUUCCAAGAGCUGAAACUUGUCGGCAUUUUGUCUCGGGGUGCAGCCCAUGAGCAAGGUACUCACAGCCUGACCGACUUCCUCUUUGUGCCCGUGCUGCCCAGUGCGCACAUUCAGAACGAAGAAGGGGACAUCCGCGCCGGCCAAAAGCCAACCGGCGGCUUCUUUGAACUUCCGGACGAACGCCGCCUUACUGGUCAGCAACAACACUCGGGGCAAGAACUGUGGGGCGUUGAGUUGGACAGCGUGGGAGACAGCCUGAUUGUGCCCGUGCUUCCCACCUCGAUUGGUGCGGGGGGCGAAGCCAAUGCAUUCCAUCCCCGUGCGGUUGCCAAGGCCAAGGCAUUGGGCGGUGCACGCUCGAUCGGUAUCCAACAAGUUGGUCAUAUGUCGCCAUCCGACUAG
Molecule: messenger RNA, 732 nt
Organism: Aphanomyces astaci
Lineage: Eukaryota; Oomycota; Saprolegniomycetes; Saprolegniales; Verrucalvaceae
Exons: 1
Coding region: 1-732 (243 amino acids)
Source: RefSeq, a predicted model, not a curated record